Molecule: messenger RNA, 282 nt
Organism: Clunio marinus
Lineage: Eukaryota; Metazoa; Arthropoda; Insecta; Diptera; Chironomidae
Source: the annotation of a GenBank genome assembly
AUGUUUGUAAAACACAAAGACGUUGAAGAAUGUUUGCGAAACACGAAGACAUCAUGUCUGGCAGCCACGAAAAUAUGUCUGGCAGUCAGUUCUGCAAAACAUGUCUUCGGUUUGUCAGACCUUUUUUCAAAAACACAAAGACAUGAUUCAGAAACUCUGUCUAUCAUAAGUCACGGGGUCACGUCUUCACAUUCCUUAUUUUAUUUGUGUCGUAACAAAUUAGAGAAAAGAGAUCUUUCAAACCAAAUUUUGCAGUUGCGAAUUUAUCUCAACAAGAAGUAA